AAAAGGAACCAGCUUCCCCAAAAAGAAACUCCGAUAUUAACACUACAUUAAGUAUACGUAAUCAUCUUCCUCACACGUUGCUUUCUUUCUCUGCAGAUUUUUCUAAUCGCCCCUUCAAUCUCGCCCGUUUGGUCUCAAUUCUCAAAGAAUACCUCGGAUUUUUUCUUUCACUCCCCACAAAUUUCGCUGUCUGCAAGUGGAGCGUCCACUAUCCCCAGUAAAUCUCGAUUGAGAAAUUCCGUGCCCAUGUCACUCUCCAACCUUGCUUCGAAUUGAGAAAAAAACUUCGAGGUUGAUUGAAAUGAUGGGUAUCAAAAACUUGCUUACGCUCAAAGCCCAUGUUGAUCUCGAUACUGCUUUUUCUAAAUGAAUUUGUGCACGGAGAACAUGACGAGCGUUAUGGGUUCUGUAUGGGUUCUUUUCUGCAACUAUGUGUUCUAUGUUUUUGGUUUAAUGAUCAGAUUCAUAUUCAGAUCUCCGGCAAAUGAUUCGAAAAACGACUAUGGUUGCUGUAUCAUUCCUUUCCAACACAAUCAAACAGGUUCAAGGAAUUCGGAUAUUGAUGGGUUCAGAGAAGAAGAAGAAGAAGAAGAGGUUGAUUUUAGCUUACAGAAGAGUAGAAGUGGCAAUAAAAGCUUCGGAGAAAGAGACAAUUUUAGGUCCGCUACGGCUGCCAGCGUUAGUAAGUAUGAGUUUUCGCCUGGGAAAGGUAUUGGUGGAUUCUUGGAAGGACCAAAAGCCAUGAGUUUCAGCGUCCAAGAACUGUAUACUGGUUCAAAUGAUUAUACUGUUUGCAACGAUCAAAUUCUCCGUUCUGGGAUUUUUGCCGAUAAGGAUUGUCAAACACUUAAUUCAGAAGAGGCUGUUGGUCAACCAAAAACAGAGCACUCUGUUGAAAGCUUUGGUAUCGGAAAGGCUUUAGAGAAAGCAGAACAGAACACAUUCACUGAAGAUAGAAAGUCAGAGUUUUUGACUGGGAAAGGUAUUGGUGGAUUCUUGGAAGGACCAAAAGCCGUGAAUUUCAGCGUCCAAGAAUUGUAUGCGGGUUCAAAUGAUCAUACUUUUUGCAACGAUCAAAUUCUCCGUACGGGUAUUUUGUCCGACAAGGAUUGUGAAACGCUUAAUUCAGAAGAAGGGGCUGUUGGUGAACUAAAAACAGAGGAAUCUGUUGAAAGCUUUGGUAUUGGAAAGGCCUUAGAGAAAGCAGAACAGAACACAUUCGCUGAAGAUGGGAUUUCCGAGAAGGGAGAGAUGGUUGGCUCAGAAGCAAAUUUUCCGGGUAAGGAUGGUUCUGUGGAUGAGGCUGAAUCAGUUUCAGAAGAUUGCUCACUACGGUUUUGUUCCGAACCGGAGUCAAUUUGUUCAAUUGGAGAGUUGUCGGAUAGUGAUCACAUAAUUGAUUCAAUAAUUACCCACGAGUUUUUGGCUGAUAAAAAAGUCGAUGAAGAAUUGGAAUCUGAAGCCCUUUUGCGCAACGAUGGUGAAGAAGUACAAGAUAUACAAGAAAUUCCAAGUUGUGAGAAUGUUGAUGAACUUUCGGACUCUGAAAGUCUUUUGGGUCCUGAAGAAACUGUCGCCAGAGAUCAGUCGGAUGAUUCUGAUGAAGAAUAUAUAGAAUUAGAACCCCAUUUGCAGAAUUCAAGCAGCUGGGAAGCGAAAGCUUUGUCUGGCAAAGUUGAGAACAAACAUCUAGCAGAAGAUUUAGUCCAAGAAGAGUCAAAAACUGAAGUUAUUUUGGAAGAAUUUGAAGGAACUGACUUGCAGAAGAAACCAUCCGAAUCAAGUUCUGAUUACCAAGAUGACUUGGAUUUCCUAUGGGAGCACCGGGAUGUAAUAGAACAGCUGAAAAUGGAACUGAGAAAUGUGAGAGCUGGGGUACUUCCUACUAUUUUAGAAGAAGAAGAAGAGCCAGAGUCUCCGGCAAUGGUUCAAGGCCUAAAGCCACUGAAGAUUGAUGAAAAGUUCGAGUUCAAAGAUCGAAUGGAAGAGGUCCAAAAGGUUUACAAAGGCUACGCAGAAAAAAUGCGAAAACUGGAUAUGUUGAACAGCCAGACCAUGCAUGCAAUUGGAUUUCUCCAGCUGAAAGACCCAGUUAAAUCAAAUUCAAAGCAAAAACCUUCAGCUUCAGCUGCCAAGUCUGUUCCACACAACAUAUGGUCACGUAAAGCACGAAGGGUGAUGGCUGAUCCAAUGCAGAAAUUCGUUGGAGAAUUGCAAAGGGACUUGGAAUUGGUUUAUGUAGGACAAGUUUGCCUUUCUUGGGAAAUACUCCAUUGGCAGUAUGUGAAAGCCCAAAAACUGCAGGAAUACGAUUCUCAAGGUUUUCAUUGGUACAAUCAAGUUGCCGGUGAAUUUCAACUGUUUCAAGUUCUGGUGCAAAGAUUUGUGGAAAACGAAGCAUUUCAAGGCCCCAGAGUGCAAAACUAUGUCAAUAAUCGAUGUGUUCUUCGUAACCUUCUUCAAGUUCCUGCCAUUAGAGAUGAUUGCUUGAAGGAUAAGAAGGUAAGAAGGGGUGAGGAGGAAGAUGCCAUUUCAAGUUGCAUGAUAGCAAAAGUCAUUGAGGAAUCAAUGCGGGUGUUUUGGGGAUUUAUUCGUGCUGAUAAAGAUGAAGGGAAUCGUAUGAGUCUCCAAAAUGAUGCAGACUUGGGGUUCCUGAUGGAGAUUCGAGCUGAUCUUCAGAAGAAGGAGAAAAAGCUUAGGGACAUAUUGAGAAGCGGAAAUUGCAUAGUAAAGAAGUUUCAAAAGCCUCACAACGAUCAACUGCUGGAUCAUUUACUACUGUUUGCUCAAGUUGAACUGAAACUGGUUUCAAGAGUGCUAAAUAUGUCAAGAUUAACGACGGACCAAUUGGUCUGGUGUCGUGAAAAAUUAGACCAGAUUAACUUUAUUCACAGAAAGAUUCACGUGGAACCCUCUUUUCUUCUCUUUCCAUGUUGACAUGUGGCAAGCUGUACUGCCGCGACAUUUCUUUUGAGCUGUACAGAAACUUCUUGGUUUCAGAUUUAUAGCGACAGCCGACAGACAAAGAAAGUAGCAUUGGACUAGACUUGCUUGAUAUAUAAUUUAUACAAGUACAACCAUGUAUACACACUAGUGUUUUUGCUGAUUCACUAGGCAAGGUUUAUACACAAUACUCGGAUUUUUUUUC
This is a messenger RNA of Corylus avellana, 3148 nucleotides long. RefSeq lists its product as uncharacterized. The record is from RefSeq and is a predicted model, not a curated record. NCBI's taxonomy places the organism in Eukaryota, Viridiplantae, Streptophyta, Magnoliopsida, Fagales, Betulaceae.